AUGCACAGCAACGCCUGGGUGGUCGACCUGCCGGCUAUCGAGACGCACGACUUGGCGGCCGUCACGCGCCCGACCGAGUGUCCCUUUGCCAUUGGCCAGCUCCCCAUCUCGUGGGUGGGCGAGUCCUUCUACAUCGACUGCGGCAAACGCCAUGGCGCCGAGAUACUCUUCGGCGACCGUCAGCUGUCGCUCAAGAAGUGUAUCGAGACCUGCUACUACGGCAAGUACUAG
Parathielavia appendiculata is the source of this 231-nucleotide messenger RNA. RefSeq lists its product as uncharacterized. Lineage: Eukaryota; Fungi; Ascomycota; Sordariomycetes; Sordariales; Chaetomiaceae. Bases 1 to 231 code for a protein of 76 amino acids. The transcript has 2 exons. The record is from RefSeq and is a predicted model, not a curated record.